This is a messenger RNA of Rhizoctonia solani, 363 nucleotides long. RefSeq lists its product as uncharacterized. The transcript has a single exon. Lineage: Eukaryota; Fungi; Basidiomycota; Agaricomycetes; Cantharellales; Ceratobasidiaceae. Bases 1 to 363 code for a protein of 120 amino acids. The record is from RefSeq and is a predicted model, not a curated record.
AUGGCUCACUAUGCACUCCAGGGAACAUCGGUGUUUGAUGCCUGGGACCAAUCGGCAUCUUACAUUCAUCGUCUCAAGUGGCUCUUGCUCUUGUGUCAUCCAUCGGAAGCCAACGAACGUAAAUGGGCGCAUUUGUACUUGCCAGCCGUCCAGCAAACUAUUCUCGAACUGGGUGAUAUUCAGGGACCAAAAGCACAAGACCUAAAUGCGACAACUGAUCGGGUUGAGAAUGUUGCAGAUGCAUGUAGCGAUGAUGAAGCAUAUCAAGCCUCGGGCGAAAGCUCAGAUUCGGAUGAGUAUGAGUAUGAGAGUGAAGAUGACUUUGCCCCACUCUCAUGUGUUCCAUCCAUGCUCUCGGGCUGA